Boleophthalmus pectinirostris (great blue-spotted mudskipper) is the source of this 4530-nucleotide messenger RNA. RefSeq names its product nuclear receptor coactivator 2 (gene ncoa2). Gene Ontology annotation, molecular function: protein dimerization activity; nuclear receptor binding. Gene Ontology annotation, cellular component: nucleus. The transcript has 20 exons. The record is from RefSeq and is a predicted model, not a curated record. Gene Ontology annotation, biological process: positive regulation of transcription by RNA polymerase II; cellular response to hormone stimulus. Lineage: Eukaryota; Metazoa; Chordata; Actinopteri; Gobiiformes; Gobiidae. Bases 22 to 4530 code for a protein of 1502 amino acids.
AGACGGUGAUAUGCAUUGAGGAUGAGUGGAGUCAGUGAAAACCCAUCUGACCCUGCUAGGGCAGAGUCACGAAAACGCAAAGAAUGUUCAAACGAACUUUUAGGACCCAGUCCCAAGAGGAGCAACGAGAAGCGCAACCGCGAGCACGAGAACAAGUACAUCGAGGAGCUUGCCGAGCUGAUCUUUGCCAAUUUCAAUGACAUCGACAACUUCAACGUCAAACCCGACAAAUGUGCAAUCCUGAAGGAAACUGUGAAACAGAUCCGACAAAUAAAGGAGCAAGAAAAAGCUGCAGCAGCAAAUGAGGAAGAAGUGCAGAAAGCUGAUGUGUCUUCAACAGGCCAAAGUGUGAUCGACAAAGAUGCCUUGGGACCAAUGAUGCUGGAGGCCCUGGAUGGCUUCUUCUUUGUGGUGAACAUGGAGGGGAACAUCGUGUUUGUGUCAGAGAAUGUGACCCAGUACCUGCGCUACAACCAGGAGGAGCUGAUGAACACCAGCGUGUACAGCGUACUGCACGUAGGGGACCACGCUGAGUUCAUCAAGAACCUGCUGCCCAAAUCUCUCGUGAAUGGUGUCCCGUGGUCCAGCGAUGGUCCAAGAAGAAACAGUCAUACAUUCAACUGUCGAAUGCUGGUGAACCCGCACAGUGAGAGCCAGGAUGAGGCGCAUGAGCACGAGCCACAGCAGCAGAAAUAUGAGACCAUGCAGUGCUUCGCUGUGUCCGAGCCCAAAUCUAUCAAAGAGGAAGGAGAUGACUUCCAGUCGUGCCUGAUCUGUGUGGCUCGCAGGGUGCCAAUGAAGGAGAGGCCCAUGCCCACACACGAGAGCUUUACCACGCGCCAAGACCUGCAAGGAAAGAUAACCUCCUUGGAUACCAGUCUGUUGCGAGCAUCUAUGAAGCCUGGGUGGGAGGAUCUUGUGAGGCGCUGCAUUCAGAGGUUCCAUCUGCAAAAUGAUGGAGAGAUGUCCUUUGCUAAGAGACACCAGCAAGAAGUGCUUCGUCAUGGCCAAGCUUUUAGCCCAAUUUAUCGGUUCUCCCUGUCUGAUGGUACCAUUGUGUCAGCCCACACCAAGAGCAAGCUGGUGCGCUCACCUGCCACUAAUGAACCUCAGCUCUACAUGUCUCUGCACAUUCUCCAGAGGGAACAAGCGGUAUGUGGCAUUGGGCAGGACAUGGGCCCUGGUAAUCAGGCCACUGGCAUGGCUCCUAAACCAAUGAACUCAUCUACUCCCUCCAUGACUACUCCAACCCCGGGCAGUCUGCCUGGCUCGGGGCCUCAGGGCCAAGACACUACCAUCAGCAGUAAUAGCACGCCUUUCUCCCCCCCUGGCCCAGCCGGACCAAGAGAACUAGCUGCCAUGGGGGGGCACAUGCAGGGUUACCGCUUUGGUUGCCCCCCUCCACACAACCACACAGGGGGCAUGCAACCACCUCAGCAGGGCUCUAACUGGAGGAUGAACAGCCCAUCGCGGGCUAGUCCUAGCCCAGCAGGAGGGCCUCACCCCCCACAACAGAACUCAAUGCUGUCACCCAGGAACCGAGGCAGUCCUGGGGGUGCUGGCAGCCCUCGUGUCGCCGGGGGCUUGCACUCGCCUUCACCUGUUAGCAUAUGUGGUGGAGGCCCUUGCAGUGCAGGUAGCAGUAGCACCACUAGCAGCCAUGCAAAUAGCUACACGAGCAGUUCACUGUCAGCACUGCAGGCCCUCAGUGAGUGCCACGGAGUGGGCCAUGGGACUCAUACACUGGGUUCUCCAGACCGAAAGAUAAGCUCACCAGCUGGGGUAAUGGCGGGGUCAGGGGCAAACACUCAUCAGAUGCCUAAAAUGGGAGGAGGAGGUACGCCUACAGGCGCGGGAGACUCUUUUGGGCUUCACAGCGAGGUAGGUGCAGGGCACUCAGAUGGCGGCCUAACGGACCCUAAAGAGGAGAGAGACAUCUCUUCUGAUGGCCAUGAUGCUCACAGCCGUCUCCAUGACAACAAGGGCCACACCAAGCUUCUACAACUCUUGACCACAAAGCCCGAACCUCUGGAGACACCACUGUCUCCAGGAGAGGGCAAGGACCCAUCAGGGGUCAGGGGGGCACACACAGGGGGAAAUACUCAUGCCACAUCCCUCAAGGAAAAGCAUAAGAUCCUACACCAGCUCCUGCAGAACAGCACCUCUCCUGUAGAUCUGGCCAAACUCACUGCAGAGGCCACAGGGAAAGAGCUGGGUCCAGACCAGCCACAGGGCAGCGCUGCAGCUGCAGGGGAACUCACGCCCAAGCCAGAGCCCCUCAGCCCAAAGAAGAAGGAUAAUGCUUUACUGCGCUACCUGCUGGACAAGGAAGAGCCUGGCCUGAAGGAUAAGGGUCCUAAGCUGGAGCCUGGGGAAGUGAAGGUGGAAGGGGGCAAACAUCCUAUGGUCAAAGCAGAGAAACAAGAUGCAGGAUACGAAAGAGCUGAACAGCCGUCAGAACUAGACGACAUACUGAAUGAACUGCAGAAUCCCCCAACUCUCUUUGAACAGCGGCCGGUGUCACUACCCAGUCCAAUGGACAAACAGAAUAUCAUCAAUGACAUCUUGCAGAUGUCUGAGCCCAACCCUGCUCUGGUGGGACAGCAGCAGCAGCAGCACCGAGCCAUAGGGCCAGGCAUGGGCCCAGCCAACUUUGGAGCUAUGAGACCAAACCAGCCCGGCAGAGGCCUCAGAAGUCUAUCUUUGGACUUGAAUGCCUCACCACAGCAGUCCUCAUUACAGUAUCCUAUGAGAGCCACAAGCCCAUACACCCUGAUGCAACAGCAACAAGGCAUGAUGGGAGCUCACAACAUGAUUCCUAACCAACCUGGUAUGGUUGGAGCAGGGCAUCCAGGUGGUCCACGAGCAGGCAUGCCACACCAAGAGGCCUGGGGACAGCAGCAGGGGCCCAUGCAGGGCAGGAUAGGACCUAAUGCUGCUCCUAUGAGACCCAACAGCCAACCAGGGCCUAGGCAAAUGUUACAAUCUUCUAUGAUGACAAAUGCCCAACCAGACAUGGACAUGCCUAUGGUUGGCCACCAUUUCUCACAGCAGCAGGCUCCUCCCAAUCAAACUGCUCCAUGGCCUGACAGCAUGAUGCCCAUCGACCAAACACCUUUUGUUAACCCAAACCGGUCAGUGCAUCCUGCUGCCCAGGAGGAGCUGCUUUGUGGGGCAGGUGAUGGUGGGCCAGUGGAUGAGGGGGCGCUCAUGUCACAGUUGUACACGGCACUUAAAGAUUUUGACGGUUUGGAGGAGAUCGACCGUGCCCUCGGCAUCCCUGCGCUGAGCCAGUCUAUAGAGCCGGAUCAGUUCACACAGGACGCCUCCAUGAUGCUUGAGCAGAAGCCGCCUAUGUACUCACAACAGUUUGGGCCGCCACAGUCCCACAUGUCCCAGAGGGGCUAUCCCAAUAACCCAAUGCAGGAGCCAGGCUUCCACCCCAUGCAAGGCCAGAUGGGUCCACGGCCAGGAUACCCCAUGAUGAGAAUGCAGCCACGCCCAGGUCUGAGGCCUGCGGGCGUCCCCAACCAGCCCAAUGCACUACGACUGCAGCUGCAGCACCGACUGCAGGCCCAGCAGAAUCGUCAGCCCAUGAUGUCACAGAUGAGCGGUGUGUCCAAUGUGAACCUACCUCUUCGAGCCAGUGCUCCAAACCAGGGGACCAUCAAUGCUCAGAUGUUAGCUCAGCGCCAGCGUGAGCUGCUCAGUAAUCACCUGCGGCAGAGGCAGCAGCAGCAGGUGCAGCAGGCCCAGCAGGUGCAGCAGGUCCAACAGCAGAGGAGCAUGGCCAUGAGGGCUCAGGGUCUAAACAUGCCCCCCAACAUGGCCGCCGGGGGCAUGAGCAAUGCCCGGAUGCCCCAGGCCAACCCCCAGCAGUUCCCCUACCCGCCCAGCUACGGUACCAGUACAGGCCUGGCCUCGCCACCUCCUCCCACCAGCCCCUUCUCCUCCCCUCUGUCCCCCAGCCUGCCUUCUAUGCCCCCCAACCCUCAGCUCCACAUGCAUGGCACCUCCUCUUCCUCCACCACCUCCUCCUCUCAGAUGUUGAUGGGAAACACAAACAUGAUGGGCGGACAGUAUGGGGCCGUACUCAGCCCCCAAAUGCAGCACAGUGCCUUUCAGUUUCCCAACUCAGGUAUGAGCCAGCAGACAGAUGCAGGAUUUGGGGGUCCGGGCACACCUCAGAGCCCACUGCUCUCUCCUCGUAUGACACACACUCAGUCCCCCAUGAUGCAACAGGGCCAAGGAAACACUGCCUUCCAGGGCUCCCCUGAGAUGAAUGGAUGGCCACAGGGAAAUAUGGCUGGGAACAGUAUGUUCUCGCAGCAGCAGCCCUCUCCACAGUUCCCCCAGCAAAACAACACCAACAUGUUUAAUGGCAACAGCAUGAACCCCAUGGCCAACAACAUGGCUGCUGGGGGCAUGGGUGCCAUGGGCCAGAUGGGAGCGCAGAUGAGUGGCACGUCUAUGGGCUCUGGUCCCUCCCCUGGGCUACCCUCUAUGGGCCAGGAGCAGAAAUAUUGUUGA